CUGAGAACUCGCAGAUGGGUCUCAGAUGGGCAUGGAGUGGCUUGGUUCGCCAUUUGCCUGUCACACCAAUUGGGGGGGAAGACGGUGCCUUUUUCGCCCCCCGUCUUGCUAUUUGUGAUUUUUGUUUUCUUUCCACCAAACCUUUGCCUGUACGUUACAUAUCUGGUCACCAUGUUUCGUUCUGCAUCUUCUGUCCAGCGAUUCGCCAGCAGUGUACGUACGUAUGCCACUAAGAGCAAAACCACCAACCUUAAAAUGACGGCUCGUGUUCCUGUGGUCGAAGAAAGCUUAAAAGAUGGCAGUGUGUUUAUCACCCGCCAACCACCUGUCCAGCCUCAAGUUCAGGCCACCGCACCGCCAUUGCGCGCUCCCUACGAAAAGCAACGUCAUCUUACCGAAGAUCAGAUUGCAGAAAUGCGUCGUUUGAGAAACCAAGAUCCCGCCAAAUGGACCCGUAAGGCACUGGCCAAGAAAUUCAACUGUUCCGAUCUGUUUGUCAGCAUCGUGGCACCUACGACCAAACGCUCCACCAACGCCGCCGCCGUUGUCGAUACUAGCAGCGAACAGGGUUACAGACGUCAAUUAAUUGCAAAGAACAGACAAAGAAGACGAGAAUUGUGGUAAACUGGUGAAUGAAGAAAGAGAAAAGAGGGAAUUUUUGCAUGCUUUUAUUAGAUUAUGGAUCAAUUGCUAUUUCUUUUUUCUUUUUCCCUUUCUGUCAUCAUUUUCGCUUAAUUCUUACCUCUUUCUUUUCAUCUUCACUCAUCUUACUCUUUCUUUGUAAUUUCUGUCAACUUGUUUAUAUAUUCCCCGUUUCGUGUCAUUAAAAGAAAAAGGAAAAAAUGAAUGUAUUCAGUACAAAUUAGUGGCGGACGUC
This is a messenger RNA of Radiomyces spectabilis, 877 nucleotides long. RefSeq names its product mitochondrial ribosomal protein subunit L20-domain-containing protein. Bases 172 to 624 code for a protein of 150 amino acids. NCBI's taxonomy places the organism in Eukaryota, Fungi, Mucoromycota, Mucoromycetes, Mucorales, Radiomycetaceae. The transcript has a single exon. Gene Ontology annotation, molecular function: structural constituent of ribosome. Gene Ontology annotation, cellular component: mitochondrial large ribosomal subunit. The record is from RefSeq and is a predicted model, not a curated record.